AUGGAAUAUCUGUGGACCGAGAGUAGGCAGGAAACUGGUGCCUCUGAAUUACUUUUACGGACGCAUGAAGACUCCCUUAGUGAUGAUAUAUCUGGGGGUUUCUGGUUGCCAAUCAACCAACGGCCAACAGAAAAUGUUGAUCUGGAUAAUGUGGAGCAAGCAUCAUUAGACACUCAGCUAACAUCAUCAAAUAUCGGAUUCAAGCUUCUCCAAAAGAUGGGAUGGAAAGGAAAGGGUCUUGGAAAGGAUGAGCAAGGAAUUACUGAACCAAUAAAAUCUGGGAUAAGAGAUCCAAAAUUGGGAAUAGGCAAACAAGAAGACGACUUUUUCACUGAAGAAGAAAAUAUCCAGCGAAAGAAACUUGAUGUCGAGCUAGAGGAGACACAGGAAAAUGUGAGGAAGCGGGAGGUGUUAGCAGAACAGGAGCAAAAAAUUCAAGCUGGGGUUAAAGUGAUACCAAAACUUUGUUAUUGUGAUCUCUGCAACAAGCAAUACAAAUUAGCAAUGGUAUUUGAAGCUCACCUGAGCUCAUAUGAUCACAAUCACAGAAAGAGCUUCAAACAAAUGAAGGAAAUGCAUGGUGACAGUAGUCGGGAUGAGAGGCAAAAGCGAGAAAAACAACGUCAAGAGAGAGAAAUGGCUAAGUUCGCUCAAAGUGCUGAUGCGCAGAAGCAACAACAGAUUCAACAGCAAACGGAGAAUCGCCCUGCUUCGGUUUCCUCUGAAUCUAGAACUGCUACCGCGCAUGCUGAUCAGGACCAGCGGAAGACUUUGAAGAUUGGGUUUGCUUCGAAAGGCAGUGCUUCCAAGAACUCAUCUGAGGGAUCUGCAAAGAAGCAAGAAGUUGCCAUGUCUUCUAUAUUUAGCUGUGAUAGCGACGAAGAGUAG
Neltuma alba is the source of this 888-nucleotide messenger RNA. Its product is annotated as G patch domain-containing protein 8-like. The record is from RefSeq and is a predicted model, not a curated record. Gene Ontology annotation, molecular function: nucleic acid binding. Lineage: Eukaryota; Viridiplantae; Streptophyta; Magnoliopsida; Fabales; Fabaceae.